AUGUGUCCUUCUCUGUUUGUGUUCCUAACAGAGGGUCAGGAGGUGAAGGUCGGAGAGUACAACGCUAUCGCUGAUGUCCUGGACCUUAUUAACAACACCAUGAGGUUCCAAGGUAGAUAGAUCAGACCGUGUGUGCGUGUGUUCACUACACUCGUCUCACACACAAAUGCACGCAAGCACGCGCAAUGCAGUUCCUCCGUGGGACCCAGGGCAUCCAGAAUGCUCCUCUCAACCAAUCAUCCUAUGUUUAAUUAUUACCAGCCUUUUUAUGUCUCCAUGUUUGCUUGUGUUGACAUUCUUUGUCUUUUGUAUGAUUCCUGGCGAUUACCACAGUACCCCACCAAUUCCUCCCUCCCUGUUGUCCCAUAGACACACAAUCUGGGACAGUUUUAGCUAAAACAAUUGUUUCUACGUCUCAAACCACCGUAAGUAGAGCUCAGUAAGGUGAGCCAUUGAAAUCGAUUGGCACACUGGCAAAGACACGGAGAGGGCGGAUAAAGGAAAGCGCAAACAGAACAAACAACAGUAACUGACCACAAUGACUGAUUCUGUACGGAGGUACAUUUACACAGCUGAUAAGAAAGUAGCCAAAUUGAGGCGUUUUCCAAUGUUAAGUAGCCUAAUGGUGAGGGUUAAUUUUGGAUCAAUCCUUCUCCUGUAGAAGUGUCCAGUACUUUAGACAGAAUCAAUGUCGCUGGGUAAGUGGACUUAAAAUCUAAAUCAUUCUAUGUGGAUUAUGGUACAUUUCUCAGGCUAUGAACAUCACCACUGGGCACAGACGUCAGUUCAACGUCUAGUUUUGAUUUACAUUUGGUUGAGUUGUCAACGUGAAUCAAACGUGAAUUCAGAUUGGGUGAAAGAAAUAAGAAAUUCCAUUACGUUGAUGACUUUUUGCAAAUCCAAUCAGUUUUCCAUGUUGAUUCAACAUCAUCACGUUUAAUAUUUUUGUUGAAAUGAUGUGGAAACAAUGUUGAUUCAACCAGUUUUUGCCCAGUGGGUCUACUAUAAUGGCAAAAAAAUAUGUGAACGUCUUCCUCUUCAUAGCAGGAGUGGAGCCUCCAAAUGAAGUUACUUUCCUUUUUGUGGAAUUGUUUUUCAAUGUUAAAUAGGUUACUGGUGAGGGCUCAUUUUGGUUGUCUAUCCUUCCCCUGAAGAAGUUAUUAUUAAUUUUGAUAUAUGGCAAUGUCUUCCUCCUCUUAAUUCCAGGGGUGGAGCCUCCUAAGGACCGUACAUUUGUGCGCCUGCAGCGUCGCAACAUCAACGUACCCCUCUACAGCAUCCUGUCUGUUAUCACCAUUCUGGGAAUGCUCAUGGCAGGGGCCUUCCUCUUCUUCAACAUCAAGAACCGCAACCACAGGUCAGUGGAAGAGGGAAGGGAAUGUGGGGAGGAGGGGGUAGAGCUCACAGCAAGGGAGAGCUGUGACACACUGGUCUGGACAGGAGUCCAUUGUAAAUGCAGUAUACGUGUAGAAAUGGGCUGAGGUUUGAUUGGUUCUCUCAAAUGUUUUUUUUUUCUUUCCUGGGGGGUUGAGAAUCUGAGACCGCACUUUGUUUGGAUUUGAAAAUCCAACAGUUGUAUUGGAAGUGGUUGUUCCAUGUGGAUGUUCAAGUGAGAAAGACACAGAGGAGAACCAAUCAGUAAAAAAAAGUACAGCCCCUUCAUUAUCGACGCGUCGUCAACAUCAAGGAGCCUUUCCAGAGUCUGAAGUCAGGAGGACUUGGAGUUUGGUGUACUAAUACUGGUCAGACUAGUAGAGCUCCGGGGUGGAGUUUCUUCUCAGGACAGAUCUAUGGUCAACUUCACCCUACACCAGUGAUAUUCAAAGACUGGGUCAGGACCCCAAGGGGUUGCGAUGGAGUUGCAGUGGGGUUGCCACAUAAAAAUAAAAAUACAAUCUUUUUUAGGGAACAAAAUAUUCAGAUUACAGAUUAUUUUAUGGGAAAUUAUACAAACAAUUUUGAGAAAGAUCAUUUCAGGUUUUCCUACUGUAUGUUAAUGUAAAAUAAUGACCAUAGAGCCACAGCCUUUAGACAGGACUAUAGAGCCACAGCCUAUAGACAGGACAAUAGCGCCACAGCCUUUAGACAGGACAAUAAAGCCACAACCUAUAGACAGGACAAUAGAGCCACAUCCUUUAGACAGGACAAUAGAGCCACAGCCUUUAGACAGGACAAUAGAGCCACAGCCUUUAGACAGGACAAUAGAGCCACAGCCUUUAGACAGGACAAUAGAGCCACAGCCUUUAGACAGGACAAUAGAGCCACAUCCUUUAGACAGGACAAUAGAGCCACAGCCUUUAGACAGGACUAUAGAGCCACAGCCUUUAGACAGGACAAUAGAGCCACAGCCUUUAGACAGGUCUAUAGAGCCACAGCCUUUAGACAGGACAAUAGAGCCACAGCCUUUAGACAGGACAUAGCCCCUAUAACAUAAUUAAUCAACUUUAUUGCAGAUACAAUGAAUAACACAAGAUGGAAAAAAGGAAUAUGGUUAAUUGACAUGGUGUGUAUAGGGACCCAUGUUGUUCACCUUAGUCUGUACAUUACGACUAAACCUGAUUCUGCAGCAUCAGGACCAUAGAUGGGGUGUUGCCGAUAUCCCCUCUGCUUGCAUUUGGAGACAGAUGUUAUUACCUAUUGAUUUGAUGAUGUACAGUUGAGUCGUGAUUUACACGAUGGUUUGGGACAUGCUGUCCUAAGUGAUGUGAUAAACUGUAACGUAAAGACAUCCUGGGGUGUAUUCACUAGGAACCAAGCGGAAGCAAAUGGGCAGAAACGGGGAGGGACUUACUUGAACUUGUCCAAUAAGAAACUCACAUUUUCGUAACCUUUUGCUACGGUUUGCUACGGUGCACACUAAUGAACACACCCCUCAGCAAAUACAAAUAGUGUAUGUAGAUUGGUACUACUGAACUGCACUUUUUAAAUAAAUAGAGUUUGCACUUAUCUGACAUGCACCUGUUAGGUGUAAAAUGUAAUUUAGGAAAGAUACAGUAUAUCUACAUGUCACUCCCUUUUACUUGGAAUGGAAAUGGGAAAACACACACUUUGGGAAGUGGGAAUUCGCACCUGUAGAUUACCAAGACAAAAACGUGUUUCAAUGUAAACAUUUUCCAUCUGAGAUCUUCACUUUUGGAUCACUGUUCUCCCCAAGCCGCUCCACUAUGUUUGAAUGCCAAAAAUGUCCUUCUGAGUUUUUCAAUUUUGGAACUCUGUGUUCCUCUCACAAUUUCAGAACUUGCUGUCCCUGUAUUGUAACUCUCCUCUCCCUAUAGACUGAUCAAGAUGUCCAGUCCCUACAUGAACAACCUCAUCAUCCUGGGAGGAAUGCUCUCCUACUCCUCCAUCUUCCUCUUUGGCCUGGACGGCGCCUUGGUGUCCGACAAAGAGUUUGAGGCCCUGUGCACCGUGAGUAUUGAACCUGUAUAGCUCGAACCCCAUAUCUGCUGUCCUAAUGACGUUUGAAAUCCCAGGCUAACGAUAGGCUAACACUAUAUAAUUCUCGUCUGUCUUCUCCCCUUCGAAAGCUGUGAGAUCCAGGCUAACGCUAGCUAGCAUUCUCUCUUGAUCCCCUUCACAAAGUGUGCGACCCAGGCUAAUAUUAGCUAUUAGCUAUCAUUCUUCUCCUUCCUUUAAAAGGUAUGAAAUCCAGGUGAACAUUCCUUCCAUCAGAAAGUUAAUAUAAUGGGAGUUGAUUGGAUCAGUCCCUGGGUCUUUCCUAACAUGGAGCAUAUUAAGCUCCUGCUCCCCCAGCAACAGUUUGAACGUGACUAUUUGAGCCUCUGGUUUAAUUAAAGAGGUUUGAUUACAGUGAUAACUAUAAUCAAAUGGCACCCUAUUCUCUAUAAAGUGCACUACUUUUGACCAGGACACAUAGGGCUCUGGUUAAAAGUACUGCACUAUAUAGGAAGUAGGGUGCCAUUUGGGACUCAGUCCUGGUUUCCACAGAGAUAAAUCAAGUUAAAUAAUGUUAGCUAGGCGGGAGGCGCAGCACGUAUCAACUGCUAUCGGGUGCCUGUCUGCCUGCCUGGCUCGCCUCAGACAAAACAAUCCAAAAUGGAGGCUGUCACAUCAGAGAGGAGGUGCUGAGGCAAAAUGUGUGAUCCACCAAUCAAUAUGCACUGUGUUUCCUUUGUGUGGCUGCUGCAAUAGUUUUGUCUUUCUCUUUUUCUCUAUAUUGCUGUCCUUCCACCCUCCCUCUCCCCACUAACAGAAACACCUGAUAGGCUAACUUUUGAUUUGACAAAAUAUAUUCCACUCUCAAAACAAACCAGGCCAGUGUUUUAUGUAGUGCAUCAUUGCUCCUCAAUAGAAAGGAGAAAGAGAGUGGUCGUUGCCCCCAGGAGAGCUGGCUGCAGGCGUCUGGUAUCAUCAGGGUUGCUUGGGCCCCUGUGGCUGAAGGGCCCGGCUGAUUUCUUACUUUCCUCAGGCAACACUGGGGGGAGAAUAAGCUUGCUGCUGAGUCUGUUGCCUUGGUCUGUUCCACAUAUUGCUUUCUGCCUACAUUGUGGUUGUGCCUCCCUUCCAAUAAUUCCUUUCAACAAACAGACAAACAAACACAAACAGCAUUUAGUGCAGUGGGUGUUAAAGUGGUGUUUUUCCAGCUUGUUAAAUGAGAUACUGUGGGAGUUACUACAGGAUAUAGCUUUGUUGCUGUUAUUUAGUUACAACUCAUUCUAAAUAUGGAUGUUGCCUAGCUACAGUAGGCAUCGUAGGAUUUGUAGCGUUUUAAUAUCCUUGAAUCUCAAGAAGGGAGAUGCUGCUAUGUUUGUAAUUUUAAUAACACACAUUCACAAGUUUGACAGCCAUGAUGUAAGUCUAGGACUUCCUUUCAAGUUUACACAUUCACUUUCAUGGAAUUAUUUUUAGUGCACUUCUAGAGCUUUUUGGUGAAUUUGUCCGAUAAGAAAAGACAAAUGCUAAUAGCUUGUCAGUCUAGAUCUUUGUUUAAGUCCAACUCUCUGCCAGCUAUUGACGAGACUGUUUCUGUCCCCGUCUUGCAGGUGCGAACGUGGAUCCUCAUCGUAGGGUACACAACAGCGUUUGGUGCCAUGUUUGCCAAGACCUGGAGAGUCCACGCCAUCUUCAAGAACGUCAAGAUGAAGAAAAAGGUGAGGGAUCACAAACUUUAAUUUAUUUAAUUAAUUUGAUUUUACACAGGGAGUCACAUUGAGACCCAUAUCUCUUUUUCAAAUGAGCCCGGCAAUACACAAACAUACACAAAUCAUCCAAUCAUCCGCCAGAGCAAAGAGCCCAAACUGUAUGGUCUCAUUGUCAAUGAUUGCCUAGACCUAGAAGGACAAUGAUGGCCUAUACCUAAAAUGUAAUUAUCUCAUGAUUAUUAUUAUUAUUAUUGUUGUUGUUAUUAUCAGCAUAUUGUCAUCAUUAUUCAUCCUCAUUGUCUUAGAUUAUUACUUCCUGGAUCGACUGAAUGGAUUUGACCCCAGUCCUGCCUUAUUGAUCACACUGCUAAUAGCUGACAGUGUUCAGGUUGUGGAAAGACACUAGUAGCCAACAUACAUACAGGUUAUGCCCCAAAUGGCACCCUAUCCCCUAUAUAGUGCACUACCAAAGGGCUCUGGUCAAAAGUAGUGCACUAUAUAGGGAAUAGGAUGCCAUUUGGGACAAAGACACAGUAUCACCACAAGGAAGAGAUGACAGCCACAGGUCUGGAACCUGCCUUUAUGAGCAACAGAGCACACAUACUGUAUGAACACACUAACUAUUAUCUUUGUAAAAGACUAUCAACACCAGACUAGCUCAAGGUCACCAUUUUGUAUUUUGUGAACCAGUCAGUUUCACAAUAGCCACUGUAGGAAGAGAGCGUUUUUUUUCUGUUAAUGUGAUCAAGCAACAGUAAACUGUGGUAGUCACAUGGUCUGGUCUGCCGAGUCUGGCUGUGCUCAAGCAGAACGGAGGAGCCUAUAACUAUAAUUGGCCAUUAUGGACUCUGAUAGAGAAAUCAUCACUGGUUAACAGCAGCUAGCACCUUCUUAUUGCACUGAUUCCUGUGUCACCACAUAUGCAUUAUGCGAGAUAAAACAUUAAUGGAGAGGAAAGAAGGAGAAUAACAGAGAAAAGGAGGGACUGUUAGCUGAUCAUAUUUUCAAAAAUUAACUUUACCCUUCGCCUCAGAGCAAGUAUGCAGAGCUAUCAAAAUCUGGUUAUUAUCAAGUAGCAGUCACAAGGAGAGCUUCUAGGUUGCUGCCUCUCUGACAAUGUUGCUAUGGUUUCAGUAACGUUGGCAACACUCAGAAAUCUUAAGACUUUGAGAAUUAUAUUUUUUCCACAACGAUAACCCUGAAUGUAUGUUAUCUGUGGAGUGGAGACAAAAAAUACAACACUCAAAUUUUUAAACACCAAAAACAUUUCCCCAAACAACAUGUGUGUAACUGAGUAACUACUGCAGGAGGUCUAAGAGGUGGUGUUUUGCUCCCAGUGAAUGGCACAGCAGCAAGGCAGUUUGUUAGCCCCACUCAGUCACCCCAAGCCCCAGAGGAGCUGCAUCGAUCCAGUCACAAAAAGCAUUACAGACACUCAGCUCAGCUCAGACUGUACAAACAUGCACACACGCAAGAACUCACACACACACAUACACACACACACACACACACUGUACAUGUCAGAGACUGCAGGAGCUCAUCCGAGACAUAUGCUGCUGCUGGUAUCUUUCUAUCCUGGAGGGAAUAGGAAAAAUCAAGCGAGAGAUUGGCUCAAGCAUUAAAGAGUUUACCACAGACACACCUUUUGGCAAAAUGUUCUAUGUUCAGUACGCACACACACACACAUACACACACACACCCUCCCUGUGGUAAAUCUGGUGGACAGUGUGUAGGGUUUCCGUUACUGCUGUGUGAGAUAGGCUGCUCAUUGGGGAGAAUGGUUGUGUUUUUAAGCCUGUGGUUUUUACAGGAUUAAAGGGCUGUGUGUGUGUGUGUGUGUGUGUGCGUGCGUGUUUGUGUGUUUGUAUUUGUGUGUUUGUGUGCGUGUGUGAGUGUGUGUGUUUGCGUCCUUGCAUCCAUAUGUGUGUGUCAGGGUUUCCGUUUGGAAAAUGUGGCGCCGGACAUUUGACCAGGAGUAUUUUAAUUUACCAGACAUUUGAGAAAUUUACCGGACCAAAUGCAUUGGGUUCGUAACCUGAUUAGGGCGUCUACUGACGGUGCUCAAAAUGACAAAAGUCACAUUUAGAUAAUGGUCAUUCAUAUUAACAGUCGAGGAUGGCACGAUAUGCGGUCCUUCUUACCGAAUUCUGAUGUGCACUUUGAAGAUGUUAGAAUAACUGUCCACAUUUACUUUUCCUCAGCCAACAAGACGAGUAACGAACAGCAAAAUCAUUAGCCUAUAUGCCAGUCUACUAUCCCCCAUAGUAGAAAUGUUUACCUAUUCUAUUGGUCAGCUUGUUGAGAAAGUAAUAGCCUAUUCCAACACAGACUCUGGGACAGUGGUGGGAAGAUAGAGCCCAAAUUCAUACAACCAGUAGGCCUAGGCUACACUAAAAGUCUGAUGCAACAAAUCAGAACGUUUAGCUUUAAAUGUUGAUAAACUAUUAUUUCUUCACAUUAUAAGCGCAGAAAUGCACACAAUGCAGUAGGAUACGCACAAAUGUCCAUUCCACAAUGCAAUUAGUAGGAAAACACUGUUGUCAAAAGCGCACUGCACAUGUGAACGGAUUCAUUCAGGUUCAGGUUUCAAACCAUUUUCAAAAUGUACAGUGAGGGAAAAAAGUAUUUGAUCCCCUGCUGAUUUUGUACGUUUGCCCACUGACAAAGACAUGAUCAGUCUAUAAGGUAGGUUAAUUUGAACAGUGAGAGACAGAAUAACAACAAAAAAAUCCAGAAAAACACGUCAAAAAUGUUAUAAAUUGAUUUGCAUUUUAAUGAGGGAAAUAAGUAUUUGACCCCUCUUCAAAACAUGACUUAGUACUUGGUGGCAAAACCCUUGUUGGCAAUCAGAGAGGUCAGAUGUUUCUUGUAGUUGGCCACCAGGUUUGCACACAUCUCAGGAGGGAUUUUGUUCCACUCCUCUUUGCAGAUCUUCUCCAAGUCAUUAAGGUUUCGAGGCUGACGUUUGGCAACUCGAACCUUCAGCUCCCUCCACAGAUUUUCUAUGGGAUUAAGGUCUGGAGACUGGCUAGGCCACUCCAGGACCUUAAUGUGCUUCUUCUUGAGCCACUCCUUUGUUAUCUUGGCCGUGUGUUUUGGGUCAUCGUCAUGCUGGAAUACCCAUCCACGACCCAUUUUCAAUGCCCUGGCUGAGGGAAGGAGGUUCUCACCCAAGACUUGACGGUACAUGGCCCCGUCCAUCAUCCCUUUGAUGCGGUGAAGUUGUCCUGUCCCCUUAGCAGAAAUACACCCCCAAAGCAUAAUGUUUCCACCUCCAUGUUUGACGGUGGCGAUGGUGUUCUUGGGGUCAUAGGCAGCAUUCCUCCUCCUGCAAACACGGCGAGUUGAGUUGAUGCCAAAGAGCUCCAUUUUGGUCUCAUCUGACCACAACACUUUCACCCAGUUCUCCUCUGAAUCAUUCAGAUGUUCAUUGGCAAACUUCAGACGGGCAUGUAUAUGUGCUUUCUUGAGCAGGGGGACCUUGCGGGCGCUGCAGGAUUUCAGUCCUUCACGGCGUAGUGUGUUAUCAAUUGUUUUCUUGGUGACUAUGGUCCCAGCUACCUUGAGAUCAUUGACAAGAUCCUCCUGUGUAGUUCUGGGCUGAUUCCUCACCGUUCUCAUGAUCAUUGCAACUCCACGAGGUGAGAUCUUGCAUGGAGCCCCAGGCCGAGGGAGAUUGACAGUUCUUUUGUGUUUCUUCCAUUUGCGAAUAAUCGCACCAACUGUUGUCACCUUCUCACCAAGCUGCUUGGCGAUGGUCUUGUAGCCCAUUCCAGCCUUGUGUAGGUCUACAAUCUUGUCCCUUGACAUCCUUGGAGAGCUCUUUGGUCUUGGCCAUGGUGGAGAGUUUGGAAUCUGAUUGAUUGAUUGCUUCUGUGGACAGGUGUCUUUUAUACAGGUAACAAACUGAGAUUAGGAGCACUCCUUUUAAGAGUGUGCUCCUAAUCUCAGCUUGUUACCUGUAUAAAAGACACCUGGGAGCCAGAAAUCUUUCUGAUUGAGAGGGGGUCAAAUACUUAUUUCCCUCAUUAUUAUAAUGCAUGUGUUUUUCUGGAUUUCUUUGUUGUUAUUCUGUUUCUCACUGUUCAAAUAAACCUACCAUUCAAAUUAUAGACUGAUCAUGUCUUUGUCAGUGGGCAAACGUACAAAAUCAGCAGGGGAUCAAAUACUUUUUUCCCUCACUGUAUACUACCUCAUUGCCUCAAGUGGUGUGUGACGCACUGAUGAAGCCUGCCUUCCGUUGCCUAUGCAUUUGCUGUUUGAGAUGCUGUAGCAGCAGCUCUCCUGCUGUCUGAAUGAUUUUCCACUCAAAGGCUCUGUAUCUGUAUGCUGUACGUGUGUGAUGAAUAAGAUACAUAACGAAUAUACUGUACACACGCGCCAAUUAAAUACCACUAAAUUAUGCAAAUUAACCUAUAGACCGAUAAGCAUGACCAGUCAAAUGUAUUUACAUCGAUUGAUAUUUCCCUCAAUGAAUAGGCUAACAUUAAUUUUUUUAUUUUUUUUAUUUGCCGGCUUAAAAAAAUAAAAAUGGCCAAAAGCCGACUAUUACCAGCUAACGGAAACCCUGGUGUGUACUUUUAUGUAACACACAGUCUACCCACUGACUUGUUGCCCACUGAGGUAUUUCCAUUCCUCUCUUCAAUAGAAAUACAUAACGCCCCCAAAAUAUGUAUAUGACACAAUAUGCUUUUGUAUCUGGUUUGAUUAUGUAAAGGCUUGCCAGGCCUCUGUACCCUUUUGAUAUUUAUAGUCCUCCUCACAUCACAUCCUGGAUAUAUGUGUGGGAUGAUGAAGGCUGCAGGAGGGAGUGGGAGAGCUGUCAGAGAGAGUGGGAGAGCUGUCAGAGAGAGUGGGAGAGCUGUCAGAGGGAGUGGGAGAGCUGUCAGAGGGAGUGGGAGAGCUGUCAGAGGGAGUGGGAGAGCUGUCAGAGGGAGUGGGAGAGCUGUCAGAGGGAGUGGGAGAGCUGUCAGAGAGAGUGGUAGAGCUGUCAGAGGGAGUGGGAGAGCUGUCAGAGGGAGUGGGAGAGCUGUAA
This is a messenger RNA of Coregonus sp. 'balchen', 10137 nucleotides long. The record is from the annotation of a GenBank genome assembly. NCBI's taxonomy places the organism in Eukaryota, Metazoa, Chordata, Actinopteri, Salmoniformes, Salmonidae.